Molecule: messenger RNA, 2473 nt
Organism: Ceraceosorus guamensis
Lineage: Eukaryota; Fungi; Basidiomycota; Exobasidiomycetes; Ceraceosorales; Ceraceosoraceae
Product: PLP-dependent transferase
Exons: 6
Coding region: 274-2433 (719 amino acids)
Biological process (GO): glycine decarboxylation via glycine cleavage system
Cellular component (GO): glycine cleavage complex; mitochondrion
Molecular function (GO): glycine binding; pyridoxal phosphate binding; glycine dehydrogenase (decarboxylating) activity
Source: RefSeq, a predicted model, not a curated record
GUGAUGGAUGAGGGCGACCGCGACUUGUACCGAUAGCUCCUCUUCGCAAGCUCACAAUCAUUAGCUGUCUCUUGAUUGGUCAGGCAAAGAGCUUCUGCCUUCGCCGUCUUGCUCACCUCCUCAUCACCUACAGAACCAGCACUUCCUCGAGUUAGCAGCUUUGGAUUCAGCUGCGUGAUUGUGACUCUCGUCAUCUCCGCCUUCGCUCGGCACCCCCAGCGUUAGCCAACUGUGACAAUCGCCUUGCGACACUAUCGAGCGCUCUCGGCAGCAAUGUCCUUCGUACGACUGGCCGGGCCCCGGAGUCAGCGUUUGGCGCAAGCCAGCGUAUCGGCGCCAAAGGCUGUUGCAACGUCGCUUCGCAAAUUCGCGACCACUUCGGCCAACGCAGCAGCCUCCCAGGAUGUCAAGGCAAAACAACACUACACGACGGCCGAGCAGCGCUCCCGCUACACGUCAAAUGUGUGCACAGCGCAAGCGCUGCUGGCCAACAUGGCCGCCAUGUAUGCUUGCUACCACGGCCCCAAAGGGCUCAGAAAGAUCGCAGCCAAGGUGCAUGCGCAGACCCGUCUUUUGGCGCUCGCGCUCUCUGAUCUUGGUCUGCCGGCUGACAAUGCCGGUGAAGCUUUUUUCGACACUCUCACCAUCGAACUUCCAAUCAGCGUUCCAGCAGCCAAGGUGCACAGCGAGGCUGCGGCAGCUCGCCUCAACGUCAGAGCUGAUUCAGUUACAAGAGUCGGCGUGACCCUUGAUGAGACCGUCACGUUCGAGGAGCUGCUGAACGUCAUCAAUGCGUUCGCGCGAGCAGCUGGCAAGCCGGAGCUCAGGCACGAGGAUUUGCUCCGCCUCGCCAGUGGCGCGGGCCUCGAUGCCGCCGCGCUCGAGACGCUUUCGAUCGGCAACGCACAAGGGCAGCAGGGCCCCUUCGCUCGAGAGUCCGACUUCCUGACACAGCCCGUCUUCAAUGCCCAUCGGAGCGAGACAGACCUGCUGAGGUACAUCCAUCACCUGCAGUCAAAGGACUUUUCGCUAGUACAUGGGAUGAUCCCACUCGGCUCCUGCACCAUGAAGCUCAACUCGACCACCAGUAUGAGCCUGCUUUCCGACCCUCGAUACAACGGCAUACACCCAUUCGCACCGGCCGAGCAGACAAAGGGAUAUGCCGAGCUUAUCGCUGAGCUCGAGUCCGACCUUUGCAAGAUCACUGGCUUCCCUGCAGUGUCGCUGCAACCCAAUUCGGGCGCUCAAGGGGAGUUUGCAGGCCUCAGUGUCAUCAGAGCGUAUCUCGACGCCAAUGGCCAGGGUCACAGGGACAUCUGUCUCGUCCCCACCUCUGCGCACGGAACGAAUCCCGCUAGUGCUGUCAUGGCUGGAAUGCGAGUUGUUGCUGUCAAGAGCCAGGCGGACGGCAACCUCGAUCUUGCAGAUCUGCGCGAGAAAGCGGAGAAGUACAAAGAUUCUCUAGCUGCAUUCAUGGUAACUUAUCCGAGCACCCAUGGAGUGUACGAAGAGGGUGUGCGGGAGGCGUGCGAGCUCAUUCAUGCGAACGGUGGUCAGGUCUACAUGGACGGCGCAAACAUGCAAGCUCAGGUCGGACUGACAAGCCCAGGUGUGAUCGGUGCUGACGUCACCCAUCUCAACUUGCACAAGACCUUUUCUAUUCCUCACGGUGGCGGUGGGCCAGGCGUUGGACCUAUUGGUUGUGCUGCUCACUUGGCGCCAUACCUCCCCGGUCACCCUCUAGACAGUCGAGCUGGAGGAGAGAAGGCAAUCGAAGCGAUCUCUGCUGCGCCAUGGGGCAGCGCGAGCAUCUUGACCAUUGCUUGGGCUUAUAUAAAGAUGUUGGGCUGGCAAGGCUUGCGCAAGAGCUCCACGGUCUCUUUGCUGUCUGCGAACUACAUGGCAAAGCGCCUCGCACCACACUACAAGCUUCGAUAUGUCAAUGGAAACGGCCGUUGCGCUCACGAAUUCUUGCUCGACCUUGCCGAGUUUGGAGCGCACAAGAUUACAGUCAGCGACGUUGCCAAACGUCUGCAUGAUUACGGCUUUCAUUCUCCAACUUGCUCGUGGCCCAUUAGCACUGGUCUUCUGAUCGAGCCAACAGAGUCAGAGUCGCUUGCCGAGCUGGACAGAUUCUGCGACGCCAUGAUCUCCAUUCGCGGCGAGAUCCAAGACAUUGCAGACGGAAAGCAAGGCGAUGAUCCGACCAACAACUCUCUUAAGAAUGCCCCUCAUCCAGUCGAGUGCUUGAGCGAUGGAGAGUGGGAUAGGCCUUAUUCUCGUCAGCUGGCGGUGUACCCUUCGCAAGCAACUCGCGAGAGAAAGUUCUGGCCCUCCGUUGGCCGCCUUGAUGACGCCCACGGCGAUAUGAACCUCAUUUGUGAAUGCGGUGAUGUGGCCGACUAUGCGUUUGAGGAAAGUAAGAAGAAAUAGAGGGCUCGCCUCCUGUCUCUUUCUUGUCCCUUUCUUGUCC